This is a messenger RNA of Malassezia restricta, 2484 nucleotides long. RefSeq lists its product as uncharacterized. Bases 1 to 2484 code for a protein of 827 amino acids. The record is from RefSeq and is a predicted model, not a curated record. Lineage: Eukaryota; Fungi; Basidiomycota; Malasseziomycetes; Malasseziales; Malasseziaceae. The transcript has a single exon.
AUGGCCACAAAUUCUGCAGUAUCUACUUUGGCGGCGUCGCCACCAAAUCCAGACAUGAUUUCUCAACGACCGCGUGACUCUGCUCUCGUGAGCCGUGAAUCAACAGGAUAUUCAUCAGCUAAUGAAAAUGAUGAUGAUAAGAAUAGCGACCUCGGGGAAGUCGUUUCUACUGACGAUUAUAAUGCUCGAACACAGUCCAGCGCUGCAUCGUCGCAGGCUACAGAGUCUGACGACUCUGAUAUGGCGAGAAAAAUUGAGGCAGCCCGGGAAGACGAAUCACUUAUCGGGUCUGAUGACUCUGGUGAUGAUACCUAUCUUUUUAACGAGGAGCAGUACAUGAUUGAAGAUGAAACCAAGCGGCAGAAUAACACUGUUCGGAAAGAUGUCAGCAAGAACCCAUCGGCACAGCCUGACGUUUUUGAGAACGAAGACGACUUUUGGGAUUCAUUUGCUAGAACCGACGGCUGGACUGAUGAUGAUGACAUCGUGACGAAUGAAUUGUUCAAGCCACAACGUGGGUUCGCAUCUACACCGGAGCCUCUUUUCUCCGACUUUUAUGGUUCAUCUGAUGAGACGGAUCGACCUGGUUCUAAUGAGGAUGGCGAUGACGAGGAUGCUCUCACGACGGAUGAAGAUAUUACAUCGCUGGACGAUGGGAGCUCCACUAUCAGUGACGUGGAAUCACUCUCGGUACCCCUGAUUGCCCAUGUGGGAACGGCUCAAGAUAUGGAUGGACAUGGUUCUCAGCAAGAUAUGACAAAUAAGGAGGAAUUGGGCGAAAAAGCUCUGAAAAAUGCCAUCCCCCUCCUGGUCAUUGAGGAUCUGGACGGUCGUCUUAUCUAUGCACGCGCAGGAGAUGGCGAAGCUGUAUUCGGAUCGGAUGGUGAAUUCGAGUUCGAAGGCGAGAGUGACGAGCAAAGCUCUGAUGAUGAUAUGGUUCAUGGUGACUCGCCUAAGGUAGGCAUUCGUUCGCAUGCACACGAACCGCCGGCAUCAGAGUUUGAUGCUUCUGGCGCUGAUGAUGGUGAUACCACAGAUGAACUGCCCGACUCCGACAUGCCAUACCCGAGGCUUCUUGUGGGUUCUAUUGCUCCUCGCGGGGGACGUAAUGCUCGUCGUGCCCGCGAAAUUGCUGCUCGCUCGCGACACUCCUCGCCUCGCGUGUCGUCUCCAGCACCAAGAUCUUCAGCAGUCUGUACAACACCACUUCGAAAUGGGCCUAGCUCUUUGUCAAAUGCAUUAUCUUUGCAUAAUGAAUCCAAUGAUCAAGGUGUCGAUCCAUCGCAAACAUCAGAAGACGAGGGCUCAAGCGAAAAAACAGCAGAUCAUGCGUCGCCUUCCAAAGAAUCUCAACUCUCCUUAUCCGAGCCGCCCAAGCCAGUCAUGGGUCAAUUCAUGCCGGCCUACUCCAAGUCUAUACAUCGCGCUGUGAUUGAUGGCUCACAUCGUACUCCUUCCCCGUUUAGCACCUUGCAUAAUAUGCAACGAGGUCUUCGCCAGAAAAGAUCUCGUCAGCAUCCGAAUCGUGAAUUUCUAGAUCAUGCACAGAACAAUGGUCCUCUGUUCUUGAGGAAGCGCAAGCACCGCGAUAUAUCUGAUUCAAGCGUAUUUAAGGGUGUUCAGCCUUGUCUCGAGCAAUCCAAUGAUGGACUUGACUCUUCGCCUGAGGCUCAGCCCCAAUGCCCCACCGAUAUCAUGGACAUCGGUGAUGUACUCGAUGAGGGGCUGCUUUAUCCAGGCUCUAGCGAUGACUCCAGCAUUGAUGAUUCCACAUCCAAAGCGCGACACGAACCCCGUCGGUCGAAAUCUUCACAGAAUGGAACGUACGAUCGAGCUAUCGCCCGGUGGACUCGGAUUCCUAUGGGUGCAUUUCGGAGCGCACAAGAGAAUGGUACACCUUCUAGUGUACCGCCCAUAUCAAAUGCAUACUUGACUCAUCAACGCCCUGGUGGCACAUUUUUAUUAACGCAAGCGCUGAGGGAUCCAAGGCAAGCACUGGGUAGUUCACGCUCCCCUGCAAACGGUAUUUCACAUUUCGGGCGGACGCCCUUCCGGCGUAGUGUGAGUAUGCUUGAUGAUCCAGGCAGCCCAUCGGCGUCGCCCCUUCAUCGAACACUAGCCGACCAUGUCAUAUCUGAUCCCGCAAAUCGGCCAGACAAAGGUCGUCAUGAAAAGCACCGUCUCCAACGACUGAGUAAUAAGUUUGGUGAGCACGCGGUUGUUGGUGGAAAGUUCCUUAUUUCUCCAGUAUUAAGACCUGUCAAGCACCGUGAACGAAACACAUCAUCGAACAAUGUUGAUGCCACAAGUCCUAUUUCUGCUUUGGGGGACAUUGCUCCGUCUGAUCAUGGCUAUCAUACUAGUGGCACACCUAGAAAAGUGACCAAGCGUGAAAAGCGCGAGCGUAUGGCCCGCCGUGAAGCUUCCAAGCGGCACGACACCGCGUCUCCACAACCGCAUGACUCAGCGCUACAUAUGGCGUAG